AUGUACCCGGAACAUUCACUGGCCCCAGCUGAGCUACGCUUCGGUGUUUCGGACCAAAUGUCAGAGAUGGUCUGGCGCCUUCGGUCAGGAGUGUACAACAUCAACAAUUCACAUUUCGUUACGAACGCGACGGUUGGAUACGGACAAGAGGCCACAUGCUAUCAUUUCGACGCAAUCAAAGGCUCUCUGGCUAGGCCGAUAGGGGACAGGAACGCUGGCGGAUUAGUUUCCGUGCUUUUCUACGAGCUAGAAGAGGAGUCAUUUGACUUCUUGCAAGCCUUCAACCUAUUUCUAACACGGCAGUGGCACGAAAUGUGGAGUCUAUACCAUGAGCCCUCCGAUCCUACCGAUAUCGGCAUCAAAGUGUCAAGUCUACCACCCAAAGGGACCCUUGAAGAAGGACAAGGUGUCUGGAAGAUGGAAGAUGCGUCGGCUUUUUUUCAUGAAUGCGAGACAGUGAGUGUCGGGAACGCCAAGAAAGCAGAUCAAUACAGCUGA
Messenger RNA from Microbotryum saponariae, 498 nucleotides. Lineage: Eukaryota; Fungi; Basidiomycota; Microbotryomycetes; Microbotryales; Microbotryaceae. The record is from the annotation of a GenBank genome assembly.